AUGCAGCCGUCAGCCCCAUCGAUGAGCACCGUGCCUGACCCCGAGGCUCAGCUGCUCCGACAGCAGAUGGACCAGAUCACGAGCGACUUCAAGUACAACCUGAAGCUCUUGCACGAUCGGGACGCUGAGCUGGCGAAGCUGGAGUCCCAGGUGGCCACGCUGCGCAGCGAGGCCUCCAGCAGCGCCUCGGCGCUGGCGGAGGCGCGGCGCGCGCUGGCCGAGCGCGACGCGCAGGCCCGGGCCCAGGCCUCCAACCUGGCGGCUGCCGAGGCGCGCGCGCGCGAGGCCGAGGACCUGCGCGCCCGCCUGCGCGCCAGCGAGGAGGAAGGCGCGGAGCGGGAGCGGGGCCUGGCCGCCGUGGUCGCACGCUUCGAGUCUGCGCUGGGCACGCUGGGGUCGCUGGAGCGGCGGUACGAGGCGCUGGCCUCCGGCGACGCGCAGCGCGCGCAGCGCGUCGCCGCCGCCGAGGCCGCGCUGCGCGACGAGGCCGAGGCGGGCGCGUGCCUGCGCGAGCGCUGCGCACGCCUGGAGGCCGAGGCCGCGCGGCACCGGGAGGAAAGCGCAGCCGCGGCGCUGGAGGCGGAGCGCGCGCGCUCCGCCGCCGCCGCCGCCCAGGCGCUGCUGGACACGGCGCGGCUGUCGCUGGAAGGCUGCCGCCGCGACGCGCAGGCCUGGGCCCUGGACCGCGCGGACCUGGAAAGGGCGGCGCGCGAGGAGGCGGCGCGGGCCGAGGAGCUGGCCCGCGACGUGGCGCUGGCCGUCUCCAGGGCCGCGGCCGCGGAGGAGCUGGCCUCCAGCACCGCCGCCCAGCUGGACCAGGAGCGGGCGCUGCAUGCCCAGCUGCUGGCCGGGAAGGAGGCCGAGGCGAGGGGGGAGGCGGAGCGCGCGGCGCGCCAGUACCAGGGCCGCAUCCGCGCCGUACACCACCCACCGGAGUGGGGCGACGAGGGCAGGGGGCGGCGGGCAGACCGGCCGAUGCCCGGCGGCGGGCGCGGUCCGCUGGGCCGCGACAUCCCCGGGGUCCACCACAAGAGGCCCCCAGCCGGGGAGGAGCUCCGACUGGGGACGAGGGUUUCCGACGCGGACGACCCCUUGGCGACGGUGCGGCAGCAGGUCCAGGCCGCCAAGCAGUACCUCCGCCAGGUCGCCGACGCGAAUGCCGCGGUACCCGGCCGCCCCUGA
Molecule: messenger RNA, 1182 nt
Organism: Auxenochlorella protothecoides
Lineage: Eukaryota; Viridiplantae; Chlorophyta; Trebouxiophyceae; Chlorellales; Chlorellaceae
Exons: 5
Coding region: 1-1182 (393 amino acids)
Source: RefSeq, a predicted model, not a curated record